Molecule: messenger RNA, 2347 nt
Organism: Maniola jurtina (meadow brown)
Lineage: Eukaryota; Metazoa; Arthropoda; Insecta; Lepidoptera; Nymphalidae
Product: dynein regulatory complex subunit 6-like
Exons: 3
Coding region: 164-2167 (667 amino acids)
Biological process (GO): SCF-dependent proteasomal ubiquitin-dependent protein catabolic process
Cellular component (GO): SCF ubiquitin ligase complex
Molecular function (GO): protein binding
Source: RefSeq, a predicted model, not a curated record
UCCAAUCAGCUGUUUGUUACUUGGUUAGGUUGUUGCUUUCAAUGUCAAGAUAAAAAUAACACUAAAAUUAUAAAAUAGAAUUUUGUUGUUAAUAAAACAAGGCAGACCUAAAGUAAUUAUUCAGAAUAUGUGAAUUAAACCGACUGUUUCAAAAUAAAAGACAAUGGCAGCAGUUGAACUUCCGUUUGAGGUUUUAGUAUACCUUUUCAAAUAUUUACCAAACUCUGACAGAAAAUCAGCGAGUGAAACAUGCCGGUCAUGGUAUUUAGCAGCAAAUGAUUACUGCUUUUUAAAGGAAAAAAUGCUUGUAUUUUUCAAAGCAGAUUUGAAUGGAGAGUCUUCACCUUUGCAAAUUAUAGAAAAUUCAAUUAUACCUUAUGAAAACUUCCUAUUCAGUGAAGUGGAAAUAUCUAACAAAAUCAACAAUUUUUGGAAUAAAAUAGGGGAGAAUAUAAAAAGUUUAACUAUUCGGAAGUGUGACGUACACGAAAAAGUAGUAAAUUAUGUCUUACAAAGAUGUACCAACCUGGAGGUACUGAAUAUACAAACUUGUAAAGAACUCUUUAUGUCCGGAUGCUUAUUAGAAAAGACAGAUGACUGGUUACACAAUAGCUUUAAAAACUUGAAAAGUUUGAACCUGUCUGAAAACAAGUACAUAACUGAUGCAUUAUUUUAUAGAUUUGUUAAGGCAGCACCAGAAUUAAAUGAUUUAUGUUUAUCCUUAUGCCCCUUGCAAUUUCAUGGUGGCUUCAUAAAAAAGUUUUAUUCAAAAACAAACAAUAUCUUCGAAGCACCUUCCGAAUGUGUUUUCACAUUCUAUUUUGUGAUGCAAAUUAUUAUUGCUAGAGCCAAAAAAAUUCGAAGUUUGGUGUUUUCUAAUACGCUCAUCGAUGGAGCUGCAUUAAAGUCUUUAGCAGAAAUUGAAGAUCUCAAACUGGAUUCUCUACAAUUGAAUGCCUGUGAUCAGCUCACGAACGGGGGAAUCAUUGCACUAACGAUACACCAGACAUGGCUAAGAGAACUCAAUAUCGCCUUAUGCACAAGGGUGUCUGACGAAUCUUUAAUGUGCAUCUGUGAUAAUCUAAAAAAUUUGGAGUACCUGAAUGUACAAAGAUGUAGAACCAUUUCAGAUUUAGGGAUAUCCGAUUUACACAAAUUAAAAAAGUUGAAACGAUUAAACAUUUCCCAGUGUGAACUUAUUAGUAAAACAGGUAUAAAGCUAGGUCUGUGUAGAGAAAAAAAUUUAAUUUUAGAAGAGUUAAAUAUAAAUUCUCUAAAUAUACACCAGAAUGGUGUCAUAAUGAUCUCUGAAAAACUACCAAACUUGACUUACCUAGAUUUAAGUUUUUGCUUUAAUGCCGUAACUGAUACUUCAAUACAAGUCGUUUUUAAAAACCUAGUACUUUUAAGGACACUGAAAAUCACUUAUUGUGAUAAAGUUUCUGAUGCGGGGUUUACUGGCAUGGGUAAGGUGGAAGCUGAAGGCAACGACGAUGGACCUGUGAUGUCGAGUUACAAUGAAAUGAGUACACCCAAUAAAAUACAUUUGGGAUCUAGAGCAGAGGAAGAGAUCGUUCGUGAUGCGCGAAGAAAACGUGAUGUACUGAAAAUGUGUGAAAAAUUAACUAUGGAUUCUUACACUGGAUACUCCUUGGCUCGGCUUAAGUCUCUCAGGAAACUAAACCUCAGUGGAUGCAAUAGGAUGACCGAUGUCAGCCUAACAUAUGCCUUCGCUUUCAAAGAGCUGCAAAGCUUAGAUUUGAGUAGAUGCCAACAAAUCACGGUGGAUGGAGUGAAACAUUUAGUGAGAAAUUGUCCAAGUAUCGAAUAUCUUAAUUUAAAUGAUUGCUACAACUUAAAAGAUGAUGCUGUGAUAGAAAUAGUAAAAGGAUUGAGAAGAUUGCAACAUCUUAAGUUAAGGGGUUGCAAUCAGCUUACAGAUAAGUCAUUGGAAGCAAUAAGGGACCACUGCAAAAGUCUCAAAAUGCUGGACGUCCAGGGCUGCCACAACAUCUCUGCUGAACUAGCUUGCUCGCUCGGGUCCCUGCCUACCCUGCACACGGUGCUGAUGCUGAAGCCGGGGACAUGUUACAUCUCAGAGGGAGUGAAGAACAGAGCACCGGUGCCCCCGAGCAUGACAGCUUUAAUGAGAAAACUACGACUAUGAAUUAUGGUUACUGGGUUCUUCAUCUUCAUCGCUUAUAACUCAUUUAUCACACUUCACACUAAUAUUAUAAAGGCGAAAGUUUGUGUGUAUGUAAGUAUGUAUGUACUUAUGUAUGUGUGUGUGAGUGUUUGUUACUCCUUCACGCAAACCGAUUUGGCUACAAGACCGAUUUGGCUGAAA